Kalmanozyma brasiliensis GHG001 is the source of this 288-nucleotide messenger RNA. Its product is annotated as Cytochrome c oxidase biogenesis protein Cmc1-like protein. NCBI's taxonomy places the organism in Eukaryota, Fungi, Basidiomycota, Ustilaginomycetes, Ustilaginales. The transcript is spliced from 2 exons. The record is from RefSeq and is a predicted model, not a curated record. The coding region runs from base 1 to 288 and encodes 95 amino acids.
AUGUCGACCACGGCGCCGCAACAACGCAUCCUCUCGAACCGCGAAGCGGACACGCUGAUGAAGCAGCAAAAGGCCAAGGCGCUCAAAGAAUGCAAGGCCCAGAUGGAAGCGUUCGUCGAAUGCUCCAAGACGCGCACGAUAUCGAUGCUCUGGGGCUGUAGUGGGGAGAAGAAGGCGCUGAGCGAGUGUCUGCGAGUAUAUACGAGCGAGGAAGCGAUCGAAAGGGAGAAGCAGGCCUUUUUGGCCCAACCAAGACCGGGAGAUGGAUCCGGAUCAAAGGCCGUAUGA